AUGUCGUUCCCGAACUUGUUUCUCAAGCUGGGGGAUGGGACGCCUAUUGCGUGGUCCUUCUUGGAUUGGACUUUCUGGGACUCCUUAGAGACGGCGCAAAUGAUUGACUUGCUACUCUACAAAGGCACCGACGGCUCUUUAUCAAGCCUUCAUUGCGAGCCACCAUACCGUCAGAGAGGUUAUGCAAAGGCACUCGCCGCGAAGCUGUUCAAGAGGAACUCGAGCGAUUAUGGCCCAGAUGGAUGGGCGUCUGCCGAUGUGGCGCCGGAUAACCUGGGCAGCCGGGGAAUGUGUAAGAGUCUGAACGGCAAGCAUGCAUGGAAUUGCUCAUGGAACAUCCUCCAGUUUGACGAGGAGAAGGAGGCGGAGAGUUAA
Messenger RNA from Colletotrichum spaethianum, 375 nucleotides. RefSeq lists its product as uncharacterized. Gene Ontology annotation, molecular function: acyltransferase activity, transferring groups other than amino-acyl groups. The coding region runs from base 1 to 375 and encodes 124 amino acids. Lineage: Eukaryota; Fungi; Ascomycota; Sordariomycetes; Glomerellales; Glomerellaceae. The record is from RefSeq and is a predicted model, not a curated record. The transcript is spliced from 4 exons.